Messenger RNA from Didymodactylos carnosus, 777 nucleotides. Lineage: Eukaryota; Metazoa; Rotifera; Eurotatoria; Philodinida; Philodinidae. The record is from the annotation of a GenBank genome assembly.
AUGGGUGGUGGUAGAGCAUUCUAUAUUGCCUGUCAAACUGGUGAUAAAGCAACCGUAGAAAAAAAACUUACGAAGCUUAAAUCAAACGAAAUUUGUGUCCGUAGAUCAAACGGCAGUACAGCUCUGCAUGCGGCUGCCUUAAACGGACAUAAAGCAAUAGUUCAGUUAUUAGUGAAUCGAUGUUGUGCAAGAGCAAUCAGAGAUAAUGAUGGUCAAACUGCUUAUGAGUUAGCUUUUAAUUAUGAAAUUCAACAGCUAUUGACGAGGCACAAUAAACAUUCUCGGUUUGAAAUAAAACCACAUUUUUUUCAAAGUCCUGCUUUUGGAUUAUGGAGAUAUAUUGUGAAUAGUCAUCGUUUAGUAGAAUGUGGCUAUCAUGAGAAAAGUGGUGUAGAGGAACGUCGAGCUUGUGCACUUUAUUGGAUACAAACAGUGUUAACCAAUGUUGAUGAACGUAACCUAAUGGUAAGUUAUUUCGAGAAUGCGUACUCAGCCGAUAGUGCUGAACCCCUACUUAUUGCAAUGACAGAAGAAACGGAUUUUCAUUGGAAAUUAAAUGAAGCACUCAUUGCUGAACCUGACAGCCGAGCAUUUAAAGAAAACGAAUUACAUGGUCCACUUCUAAUUGCACGAAAUUUGUUUAAAGCAAUAUACGAUGGAAAACAUGGUGCUAACUACAACGGACAUCUGUUAUACGCAAAGGCGACACUAACUAACGAAGAAAUUCAAAUGUAUAAGUGUCAUGCAUUAAUACCGUCCGCGAGAAAUAUACCAUGA